Gekko japonicus is the source of this 2343-nucleotide messenger RNA. RefSeq names its product ATP/GTP binding protein-like 1 (gene AGBL1). The record is from RefSeq and is a predicted model, not a curated record. NCBI's taxonomy places the organism in Eukaryota, Metazoa, Chordata, Lepidosauria, Squamata, Gekkonidae. Gene Ontology annotation, biological process: proteolysis; C-terminal protein deglutamylation; protein side chain deglutamylation. The transcript is spliced from 15 exons. Bases 1 to 2343 code for a protein of 780 amino acids. Gene Ontology annotation, molecular function: zinc ion binding; metallocarboxypeptidase activity.
AUGUCUUUAAAAUAUGGUUGUGAAGAAGAUGGAGAGGAGGUCGAGAAGGACUUAAAUCACGAGGAAGUAGAAGUCAAGGAGGAAGAUGAUGAUUUAGAGACGGAUGUUGAGAAGCUGAUGUCCAAACCAGAGCUUGAUCGACCAGAGUCAGAGCUUGAACAGUACCGGGCAAUGUGUUUGGAACUUUCCUGCAACUUUCUGGAGUUAAAAUCUCAGGCUGAAGAUGAAAUGAGCUCUGAGGAUGCGACCGGGACUCCAACGCGCUCCUGUCUCAAUGUGAUUCCAAAGGCUGCCCCUAUAAACCACCAGCCAAAAGGUGGAGAGAGAGACCAAACUGCUAACAGGAAAAAAUUACUCCAGAAGGCUUCCAGAGUUCCAGUGAAGAAUUGUGUGAAGAAGGAAAAACCUUCUCAUGAACCUAGAAAAUUGGCUCCUGAUGAACUGGUGCCUGUGCUGGACCCCUUCCAGGCUCAAGACAAAGCCGAUACAGCCAGUCUGAACCCUCUUGCCAAAGAUGUCUCCUGCAACAUACAAAUUGGCCGGGCCCAUUGCUUAAACUCCUGUGAGCCUGGUCUCCAAGGAGCUGUGGGGGCCUCUGAGGUCAUAAAAAAACUCCUAGAGAGACAUCCAGGGAAUAUUCCUUUCCAUAACCCUCGCCUCUACAUGGCAAAGGCGGGAUGCACCAAAUCCAUUCCAGACUUCAGAGUGCUGGCAUUUCCAGAUUUCUGGGGUCACCAAACUCUUCCCUAUAGUCAGUCUAUACACCAGAGGAGGAUCAGCAUCCCAAAGGCCAAAAUAUUUGAAGACAUCCGCCGCAUCAUCCAGCCCGAUGAUACAAUAGAUCGAGUCAUCUUUAACUUAGAUGGUCCAAGCUGUGAUGCUCCAGAGUGCCUGAAAUUCUUCUCCAAAUUUGAGUCUGGGAACCUCUGCAAGGCCAUCCAGAUGCGGGAGUUUGAAUAUGACCUGAUCCUCAACGCUGAUGUCAACACUUCCCAGCACCAGCAGUGGUUCUACUUUGAGGUCAGCGCCAUGAAGUCAGCCACUCCCUACCGCUUCAACAUCAUCAACUGUGAGAAGCCCAACAGCCAGUUCAACUAUGGCAUGCAGCCGGUCAUGUAUUCAGUGAAGGAAGCUCUCCAGGGCAGGCCUCACUGGAUUCGAGUGGGCUACGAUGUCUGUUAUUACAAAAAUCACUACCAGCGUUGUACGGCGGCUGCUGCUGCAGCAGGCACCAGUGGGAAAUCGUGCUAUACCCUCACUUUCACCGUCGUGUUCCCCCAUAAGGACGAUGUCUGCUACCUGGCCUACCACUACCCUUAUACCUACUCAGGCAUGAUGUCUCAACUUCACAUCCUGGAACAAACCCGGAACCCGAAGAAAACCUUCUUUCAGGAGCAGACCCUGUGCCAGACUCUGGGGGGGAACCCUUGCCCUCUGCUCACCAUCACGGCCAUGCCAGUGUCAGGAAGCAGCGAUGACCUGGAGAAAUUCCGUGACCGUCCUUAUGUGGUGCUAAUGGCCCGUGUCCACCCUGGAGAGAGCAACGCCAGUUGGGUAAUGAAGGGGACCCUGGAGUUCCUCCUGAGCAGUGACCCCAUUGCAGACCUCCUGAGACACUGCUUCAUCUUUAAAAUCAUUCCCAUGCUGAAUCCAGACGGAGUCAUCAAUGGCAACCAGCGAUGCUCCCUAAGUGGAGAUGACUUGAACAGACAGUGGCUGAAGCCCAGCCCGACUCUCCAGCCCACCAUUUACCAUACCAAGGGCCUUCUUUAUUACCUCAGAAGCCUUGGCCGGGCUCCAGUGGUGUUUUGCGACUAUCACGGCCAUUCCCAGAAGAAGAAUGUGUUCCUGUACGGAUGCAGCAUAAAGGAGACUUUGUGGCAGGCCGGAUGCAGCAUCGACACCAGUGUGGUCACGGAGGAUGUGGGCUACAGGACCCUCGCCAAGGUCUUGGAUAAAGUGGCCCCUGCCUUUCUCAUGAGCAGCUGCAACUUCCUGGUGGAGAAGUCCCGUGAAGCCACAGCACGGGUGGUGGUAUGGCGUGAAAUCGGUGUGUUGAGAAGCUACACCAUGGAGAGCACCUUCUGCGGUUGCAGCCACGGCCUCUAUAAGGGAUUCCAGAUUGGCACUGGGGAGCUGGAAGAGAUGGGAGCCAAGUUCUGCCUGGGCCUCCUGGUGUUGCAGCUGAAAUCUCUGCCGUGCAGGAAGGAAGUGAUGGCUCAAGCAGCGUCUCUGCUGGACGUGGAAGAGGAAAUCGCAGAUCUCCGGACACAAAGGUCAGAGUCCCAACUGGUUUCCUGCUUGUUUUGCGAGGCGGACCCUCCUUCCAUUUUCUGUGGGUAA